Mytilus californianus (California mussel) is the source of this 4711-nucleotide messenger RNA. RefSeq lists its product as uncharacterized. The transcript is spliced from 7 exons. The record is from RefSeq and is a predicted model, not a curated record. NCBI's taxonomy places the organism in Eukaryota, Metazoa, Mollusca, Bivalvia, Mytilida, Mytilidae. Bases 190 to 4533 code for a protein of 1447 amino acids.
ACCUUUAUUUAACAUACAAUUUAGAAAGAUCAUACUAUAAGGAACAUGCACAUACCAAGUUUGAAGUUGAUACGACUUCAACAUCAUAAUAAACAACUUUUACCAAAAACAUCUGGGACAGACCAGAAAGCAUAAUGCCACUGUAUUAUUUCUUUCAGGUCGUUUUUACGCUUAAAGUUGAGGUCGCAAAUGCGGCCACAGAUCAGCAAUGAUGUCCAAACAAAUACCAUACAUUUAUCAGAAUCUGCAUCACAAAAAAAAACUGCUGCACAAAGGUCAGAGAAUUACAGGGACAAAAUAAAACAAGACCCUGAAAAAUAUAUUGCAUACUUAGAAAGAGAAAAAGAACGAAAUAGAAAAUGGAGGGAAAAUUGGUCUUCUGAACAAAAAAUCAAUCAGAGGGAAAAAACGAGGUUACGAGUACGUAAAUGGGGAGAAGAAAGAAAACCAGAGGAAAUUGUUAAAUUAAAAAAAAAACCUAAACCAAAAACACGUGCACAAGUAAGUUCAGAAAGAGAAUACUGGCAGAGAAAAAAAGAAGAACAACGAGCAAAGUACUCAAGCCAAAAGAGAAGAAGAAUUAAUGAAAAAAGGCGGUUGCAAUACAAAUUGAAUAAAUCCAAGAGCACAACUGAAAACCUAAUGCCAGCUGAAUCAACAGAAACUCACCAAGGGUAUUCAACAAAGGAAGCAGAAAGAAAGGCUGUGUACAGAGCCUCGUUGCAUCUACCUUCAUCACCUGAAAAGUUUGCAUCUGUAGUUGGUGGGUUGACUGCUAAGGCAACUCCAAGAAAAAGAGAAGCAUUGACCAAACAUGGCCUUUUACUGACACCAACAAAAAAAAGACAUCUUAGGAUAAGCCAAGAAAUAAUCUGCAAGAUGAAAGAUGAUUUGCAUAAAACCAGAAAACAUCGCACUAAGGAGGUUUUAAAGAAAAGAAGACUUUUAACUAGCUUCAUACUUAAAGAUGCUGAAAAGAGAAAGGCUGGCAUUUCUUGGAAAUUUGCAGUUAAAUGUUCAAAACUUAAAGAUGUAUGGGAAGAAGAUUCUGAAACACCAAAAAGAAGUGAUGCUUUGACAGAAGAUACAAUUGACAAGAUAGAAAAAUUCUACAAAGAUUUUGACACUGUAUGUCUGCCGGAUAAAAAACAGGCAUCAUUGAAAUCUGAAGAACCAAAAAGAAUCUUGCAGAGCAGUUUAAGGGACAACUACAAUGAAUUCCUUAAAGAAAACCAAGAAUGUACAUUAAAUUUUUCCAAGUUCACUGCACUAAGACCCAAGACUGUACAGACUAUGAGUAAAUCUAUUUUUAACAAUUGUCUUUGUGAGUAUUGUACAAAUAUUCAAUAUAAAGUAAAGGCACUAAAUAUUAAAGGAGUUAACACCAGAUAUGACUUGUUAGCAAGAACUGUAUGCCAAAAACCAGAAGGAUCUAGAUAUUACAAAAUUGAAUGUGUUAAAAGGUUAUGCAAAUUAUGUGGGGUAGAUAAGUUUAUUUCCCAGUUAGACUUGAACAAAAGGCAUAUUAUACAAUGGUAUAAAUGGGAAACGCAGACGUAUAUGCAUGCAAAUGAAAAAAAAUCAAAGAAGGUUCUAAGUUUAAAGAAAGAGAGUGUCAAUAAUUUCCUUGAAGAGCUCAAAAAAGAAUUACAGCCAUUCAGUGCUCACUUAAAUACUGCCUGGUGGCAACAUGACCAAUUCAGACAUGUGACACAGAAUUUGCCGUCUGAUUGGACUAUUUUCUGUAGUGAUUUUGCAGAAAAUUAUACAUGUAUAUACCAGGAUGAAGCACAAAGUGCACAUUGGUCUCAUGACACAGUUACUCUUUUCAGCAUUGUUGCCUACAUCAGAUGCAAAUUCUGUAAGUUAGUCGUAACUCAAAGCAUGAUCUAUGUGUCAGAAGACAAAAAACAUGACUUUCAUUAUGUUCAACAUUGUAUUUCAUUGGCAAACGAGUAUAUACAAAGAGUUUAUGAGAUUAAAUCUAAGAGGCAGAUUCACUUCAGUGAUGGAGCAGCAUCACAGUUCAAGUCGAAAACCCCAUUUGCAGAUGCUCUUCACAGCAAAUCAGACUUUGGUUUUCCUGUUGAGAAACACUUCUUUGGAAGCAGGCAUGGUAAAGGACCAUGUGAUGGUGAAUUCGGGGUUAUUAAAAGAAUUGUAACAAAUGCUGUAAAAAACAGAAAAGCCAUGGUGAAAAAUGCAAGUGAAUUCUUUGAUUUUGCAGAGGCAAAUUUAAGACGGCCAACACUAGACUCGCAGAAUGAAUGUUGUCAUUUUAGAAGAAAUUUCUUCAUAGUAAAGGAAGGUGAUGUCAACAGAAAACGCCAAGAGAGGACCAAUGUGAAGGCUGUUCCUGAAACCAGACAACUUCAUUCUGUGAGGGCUUCCAAUGAUUCGGCUUCUCUAGAAAAGCGCACACUUAGCUGUUUUAGCUCAACAUGCAUACAAGGAUCUGGUUCCUGUCAUAAUGUAGACAUGGUAGAAGGUUGGAUAAAAGAGACACAAAGAAGACAGUUGAACAAGAAAGACACCUCUAAAAAAAGUAAGAAAGUUGACAAGAAAAAUGUCAAAGGUUUGUUUAAGGAAACUCCAAGAAAACAGUUGAGCAAGAAAAACCAAAGAGCAACUCGUUCAAAUAGCCACAAGAAAGCAGACUCACAAGAUAGAAUACAGGAUUUACCAAAACAAAAAGAAUUUAACAGACAAGACACAACAGUUGAAGAAUUGCACUCUCUUGAAAAUACCUCACCACAAAUCAAUGAACUAUCAGUCAAUAUUGCAAGAGUGCAAGAUAAUAAGGACACUCUUUUUGAAGUUAUAUUACAAACUUUGAAGAGCUCUACUACAGUAGAUGACAUGAUGAUUAAAGGAACUGAACUCGCAAGUGUGAUACCACAUCUUAGGUGCAACAAAGAUGAAGACAUUUCUAUUUCUGGAAGUGGGUUACAUAUUGACAAGCUCGGGAUGGAACUGUUGCCGGAUGAUGUCAAGGAAGAAGGAUAUUUCCCUGCAAGUGUACUUGGUGAUGGAAAUUGCUUGCCUAGGUCUGCUAGUGUGAUAAUGUAUGGAACAGAAAACAAUCAUACGGAACUACGUGUCAGAAUUGCAUUAGAACUGGCAUGCUAUUUGCCGCUGUAUGUGGACCAUACAUAUUUAAGGAGAGGUGAACAACUAUCUGAUAAAGAAGCGCUUGUUCUCCCAAAGUCUUACGUUAUGUAUUCAGAGCUGUAUACACCUGGAGAUAUAAUUACUUCAUCUUUGAUAGAAAGAACACUAUUUGAAGAGAUUAGGAAAGUAUGCAGUGCAAAUGAAUUCAUGGGAAUUUGGCAGAUUUUUGCACUUGCAUCAGUUUUGGGAAGGCCUCUGCAAUCAGUUUAUCCAAAUCGUGGAAAUCCAAAUGUGAGAAAAGAUCUCAAUCGAUCAAUCUUGCCAAGGGAAAUGGAAAGCAACACACCUGCAUAUAUCCUCUGGUCAUCAAACAUAAAUGAUGAAAUGACAUAUGCUCAUUGGAUUCCAAACCAUUUCUGUCCAAUUUUGAAGAUGUCCAUAAAUGAUGAUGUCCUUGAAUACAGUACUGACACUCUUGGAGAUAUAGACCUGGAAAACAUCAGCGGGUUGUCUGAGCAGCUGGCUUCCUGGGUCAUGGAUUUACUUGAUGACAGUGAUUCAGACGUCAGCAAUAACCAAUAUAAUAUGGAUGAGACCACAGCUGAUCAACACUCCUCAUUGGAUAAACUGACAGAUAACCAGUCCUCGAUGACAGUUAAACCCAUGGAUGUCCAAACUUUUGCUUCAGUUCAACCGGAAGAGGCUCUGAUGUCCAACUUGCAGGACAACAGUGAACAGAGCAACAAUAGUAUUGUUGUGUCUAAGGAUGAGACCACAGCUGAUCAACACUCCUUAUUGGAUAAACUGACAGAUAACCAGUCCUCGAUGACAGUUAAACCCAUGGAUGUCCAACCUUUUGCUUCAGUUCAACCGGAAGAGGCUCUGAUGUCCAACUUGCAGGAUAACAGUGAACAGAGCAACAAUAGUAUUGUUGUGUCUAAGGAUGAGACCACAGCUGAUCAACACUCCUUAUUGGAUAAACUGACAGAUAACCAGUCCUCGAUGACAGUUAAACCCAUGGAUGUCCAAACUUUUGCUUCAGUUCAACCGGAAGAGGCUCUGAUGUCCAACUUGCAGGAUAACAGUGAACAGAGCAACAAUAGUAUUGUUGUGUCUAAGGAUGAGACCACCACUGAUCAACACUCCUUAUUGGAUAAACUGACAGAUAACCAGUCCUUGAUGACAGUUAAACCCAUGGAUGUCCAACCUUUUGCUUCAGUUCAACCGGAAGAGGCUCUGAUGUCCAACUUGCAGGAUAACAGUGAACAGAGGGACAAUAGUAUUGUACUGUUCCAAGAGAAGCCCUUAUAUGACCAGCUCUUAGUCUCUGAGCACUACACUAAAAGAUAUAAUGAGCAACAGAGGUUGAUGUGUGGCCCUAUGUUUACUUCUAUACCCACAAGAAGGAGGACUUGUGGAUAAGUGCAUCGAUACGCCAUUCCAUAAUAUCAUCAGAGGUGGUCAAACCAAUAGACCCGCCAGAUGUCUGUUUGAUUGGAACUAGACGAUUUAUGUACAAAUUCAAAGAUCUUUGAACUUCAGGAAUCUGUGCCAGAGAGUGUUCCAAGUUUUAUGUCAAAUAAAAUAUUUGGUUAACGUU